AUGUCGGGCCAUCGUCAUGAUGCCAUGCAAGCGAAUCAGAACUUGGGAAAUUCGCUGGGCGCUCGUUCCGCAGUGCGUCAAACCAAGUUCUUCCGCAUGUACGAGAGUGGAAAUACCAUGAAGGCCCUGCUUGGCACCCCCAAUCUGGCGUGGGAUACUAACAAGAAGCAGGGCGCCUACCACGGCCACCCGAUCGAAGAUCCCUACACCGGCGCCCCCGUCCGGCACAGCACCGGCGGCCUUGGGCGUACCGAGAAGACAGCACCGAAGGUGACGGCGACGAAGGUAGUCAAGGGGAAGGAUGGCAUGGUGUCCAAGGAGGUCCCAGCCGGAAGAUCGAGAUCAGAGAAGAAGCAGAGCCAUGGUGAGGAAAACAUUUGGCAGACCUCGUCGGCGGCCUACGGGAACUUCUGA
Molecule: messenger RNA, 414 nt
Organism: Cladocopium goreaui
Lineage: Eukaryota; Dinophyceae; Suessiales; Symbiodiniaceae
Source: the annotation of a GenBank genome assembly